AUAUUUUCACAGAUUUUUUAUACUUAAUUUAAUCUCAUUUUCCUUCUUCUAUUCUUCAUUUUCUAAAUAUCAUUUGGUUUUAUUUCUUCACUUCACCCCCUUUAUAUAUCUCACUGCACUCUCUCCUUCAUCUCUUUAACUCCCCAAACUUUCUUCUCCAAUCUACUGAUUCUUCACUCUUUCCUCUUUCUGCAAAACUAAACAUCAAUAGGCCUUCUUCAAGUUCCACCCACAGAAAUUUACUUCAAACAAUCCAGAAAAUGGUCGGAUGCAAAAUCCGGUCGAGGAAGAGAAAACCGGAGGCGACGGCGGCGGAGGAGUGGAAGUGGAUCAGCGGUCUGCUGAGGAGCAAAUUCUUCGGUACGUGCGUGGAUCACGGAGAUUUCAGAAAGAAUGAGAAGAAUCUGUUUUGUAUUGAUUGCAAUCUCUGCUUAUGCAAGCAUUGCGUCACUUCGUCGUCGCCGCCGCCGCACCACCGCUGCUUCCAUCGCCUCCUGCAAAUCUGUAAAUACGUCUACCGCGAUGUCGUUCGCCUCCACGAUAUUCAGCCGUAUCUAGACUGCUCUCUCAUACAAGCAUACAAAAUAAAUGGGGAGAAAGCAGUACAUUUGAAUCCAAGGCCUCAGCUAAAAGAUGCAAAAAGUUCAAAGACAAAAGGUGGUGGCACUUGCUGUGAAGCUUGUGGCAGGCACAUUCAAGACUUGCCUAAUCGCUUCUGUUCCAUCGCCUGCAAGGUUUCAGUUGACGGAGAAGAAAUGAUAAUAAACGGAAGCGAGCAAAUUCCGUGGAGCGAGGGGCAAAUUCCGAGCUUGGAAACGGAAGAAAAUUCAUACGAAAACGGAUACGGUUCACUAACGGAGUCAUCUGAAGUGAUUCAAGCGUGGUGGAGGUCGCCGUUAAUGAGGCCAAAGAGGAGGAUGCUGCACAAGAGAAAGAGUUUGCCAAAGAGGUCUCCCUUGUCUUGAAUCUUGAUACCAAAACCCUUCUAGGGAGUGUGUGAAAUCGUCUCACCUUGAUACGGCUCAAGAUUUGAAUCUAUAUUUAUAUGUAUAUUUUGAUGAUAUAUUUGUAAUUACAAAAUACUAAUAAAAUUACAAAUAUACUAUUGAAAUAUGAAUAUAGAUUUGAAUCUUGACCUAUAUAUCACGAUGAAACAAUUUCUGACAAUUUUUUUGUGUUCAAUUUUCUUUUACACAUGAUAUAAAUGAUGAAUGAAAAUCAUAGUGUAAUAUGGUGGAUGUGAGUCCCCACCAUUCCUAGUGUUGUACAGCAUAAAGAAUGGUGGCUUGGCUUUGUUUUCUCAUUCUUGAAGCUUGUGUUUACUUCUACAAUCUCCUCUUUAUUCUAUCUACUAGUCAUAAUCAAAUCUGCUUUGCA
Molecule: messenger RNA, 1377 nt
Organism: Salvia miltiorrhiza (redroot sage)
Lineage: Eukaryota; Viridiplantae; Streptophyta; Magnoliopsida; Lamiales; Lamiaceae
Product: protein RGF1 INDUCIBLE TRANSCRIPTION FACTOR 1
Exons: 4
Coding region: 261-965 (234 amino acids)
Source: RefSeq, a predicted model, not a curated record